Diabrotica virgifera virgifera (western corn rootworm) is the source of this 714-nucleotide messenger RNA. RefSeq lists its product as uncharacterized. The transcript has 2 exons. NCBI's taxonomy places the organism in Eukaryota, Metazoa, Arthropoda, Insecta, Coleoptera, Chrysomelidae. The record is from RefSeq and is a predicted model, not a curated record. Bases 1 to 714 code for a protein of 237 amino acids.
AUGGAUAAACUACUCAAGCCUGAUCGACUAGACAUCGAUUCCAAUUCAACAAAUGCAACACAACUCUGGACACACUGGAAGAGAACCUUUCAAAACUUUCUAGAAGCAGCUAAUGUUUCUGAAGACAAAGAUAAACUGAAUUUAUUGGUGAAUUAUGUAAAUCCUGUAGUAUAUGAAGCUAUAGGUGAAUGUACCACCUACACUGAUGCAACUGCUACCUUAGAAAAACUAUACAUAAAACAAAAGAGUGAAAUAUUUGCCCGGCACACAUUAUCUACACGAAAGCAACAAGUGGGUGAGUCCAUUGAUCAAUAUUUACUAAUCUUAAAACACUUAAGUAAGGAUUGCAAUUUUCAAGCAGUGUCUGCUGAUAGAAAUAAAGACGAUUACAUCAGGGACUCUUUUAUUCGAGGUUUAAGUGCUUCAAAUAUUAGGCAAAGACUACUUGAAAGCGCCACUUUAACAUUAGAUCAAGCAUAUAAUUCAGCCAGAGCUUUAGAAAUGGCCCAACAACAAUCAGAUUCAUAUAUUAUGUCAAAUUCUAUUGUAAAUUCUAUUACUACUGAUAACACCCUUCAGAAUACUGCACACGAAACUGAUCAAAACAACUCGACUAGCGCAGCUACCUUUUCAAAAUGCUGGUUUUGUGGAAAAAGUCGCCAUACUAGAGAUAGAUGUCCUGCUAAAAAUCACCAAUGCUCUUGUGUUUAUUAA